UUGCUCGGCGACUGUUUGUCCGAAGAAGUCAUCGUCUACCUCAAGAAGGUGCAGUUCGGCGAGACUGAGAAGUACUCUACCAAGCAUGUACCGAUCGAGGAGACGCUGCUAAAGUUUCCCGGUGACAUCUUGUUCCUCGUCGCUGGCACUUUUUCCAUCUCAACUCUAUCGGCCGCAGACAAGAAGAUGUCUCCUGAGGAAAAGGCCGAUGGAGUAUCGCAUGAUCUGAGCACAACCUUGGACAGAACUUCGAUCGCGGUCACCGGUCCAGGUCGCUCCUCGAAGGAAGUGCAAGUUUUUCAGACCCCAGAUCAGAGUGAAGACACUGGCACAGUUGUCCGUGCUAAGCUCAGUGGUUCAGGUCGGUGGUAUCCUCCCGACAUCUAUUGGUCAUACGAUCAAAAACAGAGCAUCACCAGCCAAGUACUCGAGAAUUUGUCGUUGAUCAAGAACCACAACGUCGCUCAGGAGUCAAAGCAAAGAGCCACUGCACUGAGUAGUGAUGCAGCUAAGUGGCUAUCCGCACCAGACGACGACUCUGCAGUAGAUUGGGACUCCUACGCGAGUAUGUACGUCUGCAUGGAAAGAUAUGCACGACGCUCCCUCCAUCAUCGUCGCCUUUAUAGGACCUCUUUUCCAUGAUUCCACAGCCGCGCUCUUCACCACUCAUUGUCGAGAUGUCUUGUCGUUCGACUAAGAUGCCGCGUCCAAGAUCUUUGAGCAUAUCAAUAGAAACACACCUCUGCCUUGCGAGCAAACAAAAAUGCU
Molecule: messenger RNA, 768 nt
Organism: Aureobasidium subglaciale EXF-2481
Lineage: Eukaryota; Fungi; Ascomycota; Dothideomycetes; Dothideales; Saccotheciaceae
Exons: 2
Coding region: 187-642 (151 amino acids)
Source: RefSeq, a predicted model, not a curated record